UUCAGCACUUGUAGUGAGUUGGUCUGUGAUUGUAACCUAAAAGAUAAAGCACAAUCAAUGACGACCAGUGGUAUGGUGGUGUUAACUGUGGAUGUAAUGUUGAACAAAAGGCUCACGUACUGCGAGCUGCGAGGUUUUGAGGAGUGUUGUUGGUAAGAAACGAAGGUAAAAAUGAGUGUAAGCGCAGAAAUUACGCCUUCAGUUUCGCCGGAAAAUGUCGAAGAGGCAGAGAAAAUGAAAGAAGAAGCUAAUAACUGUUUUAGAAAACAAGAUUACAACAAGGCCAUUGAUCUAUACUCAAAGGCAAUUGAGCUGAACCCAUCUGUUGCUGUUUACUAUGGUAAUAGGAGCAUUGCAUACCUGAAAACUGAAUGUUUUGGGUAUGCCCUGAAUGAUGCGUCAAAAGCCAUCGAACUAGAUAAAACAUACGUGAAGGGAUAUUAUCGGAGAGCUGGUGCCCACAUGUCUUUGGGAAAAUUCAAGCUUGCGCUUCGGGACUAUGAGGCCGUGACCAAAGCAAAACCAAAUGAUGCAGAUGCCAAAAUUAAAUAUACGGAAUGCAGCAAGAUCGUGAAGCAGGUGGCAUUUGAGAGAGCGAUACGGGUAGAUGACACAAAAAGGAGUGUAGCAGACUCCAUCAACUUGGAGAACAUGGUAAUUGAGGAUGAGUACAGUGGUCCCAUGUUGGAAGAUGGGAAGGUGACAUUUGCAUUCAUGCAGCACCUCAUGAAGACAUACAAGGAGCAGGGAAAGCUUCACCGCAAGUACGCGUACAAGAUCCUACUGGAUGUAAAGCAGCUGUUCAUGUCACAACCAUCCUUAGUUGAAAUUACAGUUCCUGAUGACAGUAAAUUUACUAUUUGUGGUGACAUACAUGGACAGUUCUAUGAUCUCAUGAAUAUUUUUGAUCUGAAUGGCCUGCCGUCACCAAGCAAUCCAUAUCUGUUCAAUGGUGAUUUUGUAGACCGUGGAUCAUUUUCAGUUGAAUGUAUUUUCACAUUAUUUGGAUUCAAACUUCUAUACCCAGAACAUUUCUUCAUGUCUCGGGGCAACCAUGAGAGCCAGACUAUGAACCAGAUGUAUGGGUUUGAAGGUGAGGUGAAGGCAAAGUACACUGCUCAGAUGUCUGAACUCUUCACUGAAGUGUACAACUGGCUACCGCUGGCCCACUGCCUCAAUGGCAAAGUCCUGGUGAUGCAUGGGGGGCUGUUCUCCAGGGAUGAUGUCACGCUGGAUGAGAUCAGUAAGAUUGACAGGAACAGGCAACCACCAGAGGAAGGGCUGAUGUGUGAACUCCUGUGGUCAGACCCUCAGCCGCAGGUCGGACGUGCACCUAGUAAACGUGGUGUUGGUGUUCAGUUUGGUCCUGACGUCACCAAGAAAUUUCUAGAACUGAAUGGUCUGGAUUAUGUGAUAAGAAGUCAUGAGGUGAAGAAUGAUGGCUAUGAAGUGGCUCAUGAUGGGAAAUGCAUCACGGUGUUCUCUGCUCCAAACUACUGCGAUACGAUGGGCAACAAGGGAUCAUUCAUUGUGUUGAAAGGCAAGGAUAUGCAACCCCAUUACACAACAUACGAAGCAGUGCCUCAUCCAAAUGUGAAACCCAUGGCUUAUGCAAAUUCACUGCUCAGUCUUAUAUGCUAGUACACAUAUAUUGCAGACGCUUAUUUUAAUAUGAGCUCGACUGACGACAUGUACAUGAAGACGGCUGUGAUCCACUUGCGAGCUUAGACAUAAGUGCUGAAACACUGGAGGAGCCAUUCUGCUUCAGGAUGUGUUUUAUACUUUUUUAUUGUUCAUUUAAUCCUCAGGUUUUGUAAGCGUGAUGAAUUGUGUACAGAGAGUGCUCGUUUAGUUCAGUGCAUUUACAAUUAUGUUCUCUUUUGAAACUUGUUCCACAUAGAAUGAACAAGACAUUCCUUCACCUAAUUACCUGAGUGAACGAGGACUGACUAUGGGGUGAAGGUUUUGUAAUGUAUAUUGGCAUAAUGAUUUUAAUACUAUUGCAAACCACAGCCCAGAUAAUAG
Zootermopsis nevadensis is the source of this 2025-nucleotide messenger RNA. RefSeq names its product protein phosphatase D3 (gene PpD3). Gene Ontology annotation, molecular function: hydrolase activity; protein binding. The record is from RefSeq and is a predicted model, not a curated record. Lineage: Eukaryota; Metazoa; Arthropoda; Insecta; Blattodea; Termopsidae.